UUUUUAGUACCGUACUGUACAAUAAUACAGUAAUCUUUGUAAAUCUUAGCUAAACAUAACCAUAAAUGAAUAAUUCUGAAAUCAUUAAAGCAAAUAAUGACAUAACAACAAUAAAACAUAAAAAACAUGGAAAAUUUAGUCGUUUCUUUUCACAUUUUAAACAUAAAUCACAUCAUGAUCAUGAAUUGAAAAUGAAAACAGUAACACCUUCACCUAUAUUACCAAUAUGUUCUAUGAAUCCUGAAUCAUUAGAGACUAUAUCAUCUAUAAAUCCUAAUUCACAUGGUUGUUCAACAAUUUCUAAUUGGUUUACUGGUAAAAAUAAAGAAAAUGUUCAUGAUAAACGAUCAAGUGUAAAACGGAGAAAAUAUGAAGAAAUUCAAGGAAAUGUAGUAUUUGAUCAAACAAGCAAUUCUGAUGUAUAUGAUAGAAUUUUAAAAAAUAGUAUAUUGGGUACGAGAUUAGUCAAAAAAGCUGUUAUAUGCAAUCGUCGAUCAGGUGCCAUAAAUGCUUAUGGACCAGAGGAUUUUACACCAUCUAUUGAACAAAUUAAUAAAUUUAUGAUAUUAGCACAGGCUGAACGAGCAGAUCGUGUAAUUAUAGAUAAACACUUUCAUGUAGCUAUGGAUUCUUGUUUAUAUAAAGAUGUAGAUGAUGAAACUGGUGUACUUCUAGCGGAUAUAAUUCAAUACUAUACAAGACCAAAUACAAAUGAAUAUAAUAUUGGUAAAUAUGAAUUAUCUGGUUUAUUAACAAAAAAUUCUUUAUUAAUUGCAAUCUAUGAAAUUGGUAACCGAACUAAUGAUGCAAAACAAUUAUUAAUUGAAAUGAGGGAUUAUUUUGAUGCUCAAGGAAUGUAAUUAAUUGUGUUUUUUCAAUUAUUUUGUUAAAUACUACUUUAAUCGUUUUCUUGACUAUUUAAUUACUUACUUAUGUCUGUUACUCCUAAUGGAGCAUAGGUCACCGGCCAGCAUUCUUCAACCCACUCUAUCCUGGGCCUUCUUUUCUAGCAUCAUUCAAUUCUUGUUCAUUUUUCUCAUGUUUAUCUGCAUUUCCCAGCGUAAUGUGUUCUUUCGUCUUCCUCUUCUCCUCUGGUCUUCAGAAUUCCAUGUGAGGGCUUGCCUUGUGACUCAGUUGGGUGCUUCCCUUAAUGUGUACGCUAACCAAAAAUAUAUAUAUAUAUAUAUUGUUUUCAGUAUUGAUUUUUAAUUAUCUUAAAUAAUUGGAGUUUGGUUAAUUGAUUAUUGAUUUCAUCAAUGGUUACAUUCUGCUAAUCAUAUUUAUUUUCUAUGCCUUAUUUUGCUUGCUUACAAUUGAACUUUCAAUGUUAGAAUGUUCAUUUUGUAUACAAUUAUCUGAUAUUGACUUUUAAAUGGAUUAUAUUUGGAAUUCGGUUAUUUUUUUUAAAGACAUGCUCCUUUUAUUUUAUACUGUACAUUGUGUGGAUAUACACAUAAUAAAAAUAUUCUAUGCACCCAAGAAUCUAUUGUUGAUGAUUGGAACAGGUAACUAUUAAUUCGUAGAUUUCAUUGAAUUAUUAUUUUUUUCUAGUUAGCGUUUUUUUCUUUAGUGAGUUAGUUUUCGACGAGAUGGGGUUGUUAACCCUAUACUCAACCCUCCUCCUCCUUUAUCUAGGCUUGGGACCGGCAGUAGCCCUAGAGGAUCUCCAGGCAGAGUUAGAUUUCAUGGAAUAUAUCAAAAUGAUUUAACUAUAGAAUAUUAGUAUUGUUGACUUGUGAUUUACUUCGUUGACUGUUGAGUGUGAAAAAUUCUUUUUAAUCAAGUACAUUCGGUCAAAUGAUUUGGUAGCAUUGAAUAUAUAAUCUUUUGACGAAGAAUAUUUAUUACAAAUGAAUGGUUUUGACUCAGUCAGUCAUCAACAACGUAGAAUUUCGUAUGUGCGUG
Molecule: messenger RNA, 1905 nt
Organism: Schistosoma haematobium
Lineage: Eukaryota; Metazoa; Platyhelminthes; Trematoda; Strigeidida; Schistosomatidae
Exons: 3
Coding region: 66-860 (264 amino acids)
Source: RefSeq, a predicted model, not a curated record